AUGUUACAAAUUGAGCAGAACAAUUUAUUGAUCCAGAAGACGUUGACGGACCGGGUGUUUCCCACCGCAGAGUCGUCGUUGAAGUCGUUGGACAGAAUCAUCACUGACUUCGAUUUCACCAACUACCAUAUCUCCACAUUGCCAGACGACAAGGAGUCUAUUUUGAUCUCCAUAUAUGUUCAGUGUUGGAAGGACUUGGUCAAGUGCAAUGUUGCAGACUACUUGCAGUCCAAAUAUGCUCCCUUUUCUAGUUACUUGAGCAUUGCCAGUGAGACAGACAUAGAGCCAGGAUACAAUUUCUCGCUUCUCUUGGACACGAAGGCAUUGGCUUCACUGGGUGCUUCUGAUGAAGAGAAACAACAGUUGAUUGACGAGUUGGCGUUGCUCAAGAGACACUCGAUUGCCUCUGCGUUUGAGAAGGCCUUCAACCGUUAUGACGAACUAUCACAGCAAUAUUCGGGCUCCAACACCUACGCCGAGGAGAUUCAGGCGGAGUUGUUCAACGAAGAAGUGUUGGUGAUCAACUACCGUGGCGAGGAGGAGAGUAUCUACAUCAAGCCAUCGUUUGAUAGAGUCACAGUGAUCUUUUCUACCAUCUUCAAGGACGAAACAGACAAGAUCUUUGGUAAGGUGUUCUUGCAGGAGUUUGUAGAUGCUAGAAAGAGGUCGGUGCAAACGGCUCCACAAGUGUUGUACACCGACAAGGAAGCACCAUUGGAUAUUCAAAGUGUGGUCAACAAACGCCAGGAGCAUGAUAACAAGGGAUAUGUCACGUUCGUGUUGUUUCCCAGACACUUGACCCGUGGUGAUCGUAGAGAGAACUGUAUCUCACAUAUCCAGUUCUUUAGAAACUAUUUUCAUUACCACAUCAAGUGUGCCAAAGCAUACAUGCACACGAGAAUGAGAUACAGAGUUAAGGGCUUCUUGAAGGUUUUGAACCGCGCUAAGCCCGAGAAUGUUGACGACGGCGGAAAAGCCAUUGAAAACAGAAAGACUGCCAGUGGAAGAAAAUUUGACGCGGGACGUAUCUAG
Sungouiella intermedia is the source of this 1032-nucleotide messenger RNA. The record is from the annotation of a GenBank genome assembly. NCBI's taxonomy places the organism in Eukaryota, Fungi, Ascomycota, Pichiomycetes, Serinales, Metschnikowiaceae.